Messenger RNA from Henningerozyma blattae CBS 6284, 4347 nucleotides. RefSeq names its product chromatin-remodeling histone chaperone SPT6 (gene SPT6). Gene Ontology annotation, biological process: nucleosome organization; transcription elongation-coupled chromatin remodeling; positive regulation of transcription elongation by RNA polymerase II. Gene Ontology annotation, cellular component: transcription elongation factor complex. Lineage: Eukaryota; Fungi; Ascomycota; Saccharomycetes; Saccharomycetales; Saccharomycetaceae. Bases 1 to 4347 code for a protein of 1448 amino acids. The transcript has a single exon. Gene Ontology annotation, molecular function: histone binding; DNA binding; nucleosome binding. The record is from RefSeq and is a predicted model, not a curated record.
AUGUCAGAUAUUGAAAACGGUGAUAGGAGCCAUGCCCACCUUAAAGAAGAGAAUUCUCAAACUGUGGUAAAUGAUGCCGAUGACAGAAUUCCAAGUUCAGAAGAAGAAGGUGAAGAUGUUUUUGAUUCUUCAGAAGAAGAACAAGAUGAAGAUGAAGAAGAAGAAAGAAGAAUUAAAGAAGGCUUUAUUGUAGACGAUGAAGAUGAACAAAUUGCUUCCAGUGGGAAAAAGAAAAGAAAACAUAAAAGAAGACCAAGAUCAAGGGAGGAUGAAGAUGAUAAACUAUCGGAAGAUGACUUAGAUUUACUUAUGGAAAACGCAGGUGUAAAGCGUACAAAAGAGCCUACUCCUUCUGGUAGAUUAAAAAGAUUAAAAAGGGCAGGCAGCGAAGAUAGAUCUAUUGAUGAAAAUGAAAUAAAUCGUUCUUCACAAAGAGCUGCUGCUACAGAUGACAAGCUUGCAGAUUUCUUUUCUGAUGAAGAAGAGGAAGAAAUUGAACAUGACUCUAAUCAUGAAAGAGAAGCCAAUCGUUUUGACCAAAAUAAACCUGAAAAAUAUGAACGAUCUCAUGGUGGAAACAAAACUGGUAUUAUGGACGAAUUAGAUGAUUUCAUUGAAGAUGAUGAAUUUUCUGACGAAGAUGAUGAAACCAGACAACAAAGAUUGAAAGAAAGAAAAAUGAUGAGAGAACAACGAAUGAAGCAACCAGUUCAAGUAACAGGCCUUUCAUCUGAAAAAAUUGAUGAAAUGUACGACAUUUUUGGUGAUGGUCAUGACUAUGACUGGGCACUAGAAAUUGAAAAUGAAGAAUUGGAUGAAGAUAACUUAGAUAAUGAAAUGGAAGAAACAGAGGAUGGGAAGACAUCAAAGAAGAAAGUUACCCUACAGGAUAUUUAUGAUUUACAAGAUUUAAAGAAGAACUUGAUGACAGAGGAGGAUAUGCUUAUUAGAAAGGCCGAUGUCCCAGAAAGAUAUCAAGAAAUAAGAUCUGGUAUAAAAAACUAUGGUCAAAUGACUAUAGAAGAUCAAGAAUUAGAAAAGAAUUGGAUAAGUGAUAAAAUUGCAGUGUCUAAGAAUUUUGAGCCAACUUAUGAUUUAACUGAAUUUAAAGAAGCUAUUGGGAAUGCUGUAAAAUUUAUUUCACAAGAUAAUUUGGAAGUUCCAUUUAUAUACGCUUAUCGUCGUAAUUAUAUAUCAUCAAAAAAUAAGGAUGGGUUUGUCUUAAGUGAAGAUGAUCUAUGGGAUAUUGUUUCAUUGGAUAUUGAAUUCCACAGUAUUAUUUCUAAAAGGGAAUAUGUCCAUAAUUUCUACAAAGAAUUGAAUGUUAAUGACUUAACAAUCGAUGAAUAUUUUAGAAAUCAAAAUACUGCCACAGUGGCAGAAUUAAAUUCUCUUCAAGAUAUUUAUAAUUAUAUUGAAUUCAAAUACCCACAAGAAAUCAAUGAAUUAUUAAUGAAAGAAUCUAGCCAAGGUAAAAAACAUUUGAAGAACUCUAGCUAUGAGAAAUUUAAAUCUAGUCCAUUAUACGAGGUUAUUAAGGAAGUUGGUAUCACUGCCGAUAAAAUUGGUGAAAAUAUCAGUGCCCAACAUCAAAUUAAUAUACCAACAGAUCAUGAUAGUAAAAAGCCCCAAGAAGUGGUUGAAGAUAUAAUUAAAAAUAAUCCAUCUGAAUUACAAAUAUUUUCGAAUAAUACAAAUUUGGCAUUAGAAACUGUCCAGAAGUAUUUCUCCUUAGAAAUUUCAAAAAAUACGAAGGUAAGAGAUAAAGUGAGAUCAGAUUUUUACAAAUUUUACUUAGCUGAUGUGGUUUUAACGUCAAAAGGUAAAAGAGAAAUCCAGAGAGGCUCAUUAUACGAAGAUAUUAAAUAUGCUAUUAACAGGACACCAAUGCACUUUAGACGCGAUCCAGACAUCUUUUUGCGUAUGAUAGAAGCAGAAUCAUUGAAUUUACUAAAUGUUAAAUUACAUAUCUCAUCACAAUCACAGUACAUUGAUCAUUUAUUUCAAACAGCACUAGAAACAACAAAUACUUCUGAAUUAGCAAACGAAUGGAACAAAUUUAGGAAAACUAUUUUCAAUCAAGCAUUAGAUACUAUUUUCAAUGAUAUUUCUCGUGAGAUCAAAGAAGAUUUAGCAAAAACCUGUGAAAAACUUGUAGCAAAAUCUGUACGCCAUAAAUUCAUGACAAAAUUAGAUCAAGCACCAUUUAUUCCAAAUUUAAAGGAUCCAAAAAUUCCAAGAGUAUUAACUAUUACCUGUGGUGAAGGUAGAUUCGGCUCUGAUGCUAUUAUUGCAGUAUUUGUUAAUCGUAAAACUGAUUUUGUUAAAGACUUUAAGAUUGUAGAUAAUCCAUUUGAUAGAACACAUGCCGAAAAGUUCGAAAAUACUUUAGAUGAUAUUAUCCAAAACUGUCAACCGAAUGUAAUUGGUAUCAACGGACCAAAUCCUAAAACACAAAGAUUCUACAAAAAACUUCAAGAAGUAAUUCAUAAAAAGCAAAUUGUUGAUAGUAGGGGACAUGCUGUACCAAUUGUAUAUGUUGAUGAUGAAAUUGCUGUACGUUAUCAACAUUCAGAAAGGGGUUCUCAGGAAUUUCCAAACAAACCACCUUUGGUAAAAUACUGUAUUGCAUUAGCCCGUUAUAUGCAUUCCCCCUUAUUAGAAUAUGCAAACUUAGAUAAGGAUGGGUUACUCUCCUUAACAUUCCAUCCUCACCAAUCCUUACUUCCAAGAGAAGUUUUGAGAAAAACUUUAGAAUCUGCAUUUGUUGAUAUUGUCAAUUUAGUUGGUGUCGAAGUAAACAAGGCUACGGACAACCCUUACUAUGCCAGUACUUUGAAAUAUAUAUCAGGUUUUGGUCCUCGUAAAGCAAUUGACUUUUUAGAAUCACUUCAACGGUUAAACGAGCCACUUUUGGCACGUCAACAAUUAAUCACUCAUAAUAUUCUUCACAAGACUAUAUUUAUGAACUCUGCUGGGUUUUUGUAUAUUUCUUGGAAUGAAAAAAGACAAAAGUAUGAAGAUUUAGAGCACGAUCAACUAGAUAGUACUAGAAUCCAUCCCGAAGAUUAUCACUUAGCCACAAAGGUUGCUGCAGACGCUUUAGAAUAUGAUCCUGAUGCUAUUGCUGAGAAAGAAGAGCAAGGUGCUAUGAGUGAGUUUAUAGAAAUCUUAAGAGAUGAUCCAGAUCGCCGAACCAAAUUAGAAUCUUUGAAUUUGGAAUCAUACGCUGAGGAACUAGAGAAGAAUACAGGCCAAAGAAAGUUAAAUAAUUUGAACACAAUUGUUCUAGAAUUACUAGACGGGUUUGAAGAAUUAAGAAAUGAUUUCCAUCCGUUACACGAUGAUGAAAUUUUCCAAAGUUUGACAGGUGAAACAGACAAAACAUUUUUCAAGGGGUGUCUCGUUCCUGUUCGUGUUGAAAGAUUUAGACAUAAUGAUAUCAUUUGCAUAACAAAUUCUCAAGUUGAGUGUGUAGUGAAUUCUCAAAGACAUGCAGGCGCUCAAUAUAAACGUCCAGCUGGUGAAAUUUACGAAAUAGGAAGAACUUAUCCUGCUAAAGUUGUAUACAUAGAUUAUGAAAACAUUCUUGCAGAAGUUUCUUUACUAGAGAAUGAUAUUAAACACCAAUAUGUACCAACUAAUUAUAGUAAAGAUCCAUCAAUUUGGGACUUGAAACAAGAAUUGGAAGAUCAAGAAGAGGAGAAGAAGAUAACUAUGGUAGAAGCACGUGCCAAGAGAACACAUCGUGUCAUAAAUCAUCCAUAUUAUUUCCCUUUUAACGGUAGACAAGCUGAAGAUUAUUUGAGAAGUAAAGAACGUGGUGAUUUUGUCAUAAGGCAAUCUAGUCGUGGUGAUGAUCAUUUGGCUAUUACUUGGAAGCUUGACAAAGAUUUAUUCCAACACAUUGAUAUUAAAGAAUUGGAGAAAGAAAACCCAUUGGCUCUAGGUAGGAUUUUAAUCGUUGAAAAUCAAAAAUAUCAUGAUUUAGAUCAAAUUAUUGUGGAAUACUUACAAAAUAAAGUCAGACUACUAAACGAAAUGACUUCUAACGAGAAAUUUAAGAAUGGUAACAAGAAAGAUGUUGUUAAAUUUAUCGAAGAUUAUUCUAAGGUUAACCCAAACAGAUCCGUUUAUUACUUUAGUUUCAACUACGAAAGCCCUGGGUGGUUCUUCUUAAUGUUUAAGCUAAACGCACAAAGCAAAUUGUAUACAUGGAAUGUCAAACUAACUCACACUGGUUUCUUUUUGGUGAACUACAAUUACCCCGGCGUUAUUCAAUUAUGUAAUGGUUUCAAGACAUUACUAAAAUCUAACAGUAACAGAAAUAAAUCCUCCUACCAUUAA